CCCUUCGACAACCAAAGGCAGAUUGACUACCUUUCGCACUCGCCAUGCCUCCCAAGUUCGACCCCAAUGAGGUGAAGAUCAUUCACCUCCGUGUGACUGGUGGUGAGGUCGGAGCCCAGUCCGCUCUGGCCCCCAAGAUCGGUCCCCUUGGUCUGUCCCCCAAGAAGAUUGGUGAAGAUAUCGCCAAGAACACCGGAGACUGGAAGGGUAUUCGUGUGACUGUCCGAUUGACCAUCCAGAACCGACAGGCUGCUGUCUCCGUCGUUCCCUCCGCCUCUUCCCUGGUCAUCAAGGCCCUGAAGGAGCCUCCUCGUGACCGCAAGAAGGAGAAGAACAUCAAGCACAGCAAGUCCGUCGCCCUCGACGAGAUUGUUGAUAUGGCCCGCAUCAUGCGUCCCCGCUCCAUGGCCAAGUCCCUCCAGGGUACCAUCCUCGAGAUUCUGGGUACUGCUUUCUCCGUCGGCUGCCAGGUCGAUGGCCGCAGCCCCAAGGAUGUCUCUGACGACAUCAAGGCUGGCGAGAUCGAUGUUCCUGAGGAGUAA
This is a messenger RNA of Penicillium waksmanii, 542 nucleotides long. RefSeq names its product 60S ribosomal protein uL11. The transcript is spliced from 4 exons. The record is from RefSeq and is a predicted model, not a curated record. Lineage: Eukaryota; Fungi; Ascomycota; Eurotiomycetes; Eurotiales; Aspergillaceae. Gene Ontology annotation, cellular component: ribosome; cytosolic large ribosomal subunit. Gene Ontology annotation, molecular function: large ribosomal subunit rRNA binding; structural constituent of ribosome. The coding region runs from base 45 to 542 and encodes 165 amino acids. Gene Ontology annotation, biological process: translation.